This is a messenger RNA of Sturnus vulgaris (Common starling), 7744 nucleotides long. RefSeq names its product inositol hexakisphosphate kinase 1 (gene IP6K1). Gene Ontology annotation, molecular function: inositol hexakisphosphate kinase activity. The record is from RefSeq and is a predicted model, not a curated record. NCBI's taxonomy places the organism in Eukaryota, Metazoa, Chordata, Aves, Passeriformes, Sturnidae. Gene Ontology annotation, biological process: inositol phosphate biosynthetic process; phosphatidylinositol phosphate biosynthetic process. Gene Ontology annotation, cellular component: nucleus; cytoplasm.
CGGUGGGGACACCCGGAGUGCCUGGCAGUCCCCUGAGGUGUGCUCAUGGGUCUGCAGAUCUGGACCGGGACCAACCUUCCCCGGGGUUUCCAAGGAGGGGUUGAAUUAGGGUAGGUGGUACCGACUGCUGUUCGUUUUUGAACUAGUCUGAAUUUAUAUUGGUCCUGGGAUCCAUAUUGCUUAAUUUUUAACCUCAGCAUCAGCCCUAUUUCUUUUUUUCCCCUGAACAAUAUACUUCAGUAUGUGCUACCUUUGUCAUUUCAACCCGUCUUGCUCUGUUUUUGCUCCAUCUGCUUUUGCUCCCUUCAGGUUCAACUGGCUUAACUUGGUAUUCAGAGCUACCAGAGCUGGAUUCCAAAACUGGCUUUUGCUAUCGAACUACUGAAUGGUGUGGGCUUGGGUCUCUGUUCAUUCUUAAUGUAAUGUUUCUGUAAUGAUUGUUAGGGCUCUGUAAACAUAGUUAGUAGCUUGUCUCACAAAAUAAUAUGCAGUAGCAUCUUGUGAAACUCCCAUUGUAGUGAACCGUCACCUGCAGCUGAUAUGCUAACACUUGUGUGUGUGGUCAGAUUUUUGAUGGAGAAAAAUAAUGGUAUCCUUGUUAUGCAUCACUGAACUAAGAUUCUGAUUUCCUUUUUAUAGAAAUCCUGUCAGGACCUUCAGGUGUAUCAGUUAUUUCAUGUGGUCACUAUAACCAUGAAUAGGUCUCUCCUAAUCCCAUGCAACAGUUUCUUAUUUUUUAGACUGUGAAGUAUUUUUCUGGGUUAGUUUAGCUCUGACCUAAGGUAAGUGCUUUGUUUUGGAGCUGGAAGGAAAGUGGUUGUGAAAAGAUUUAGUUUCGAGUGCUAUAAAGCAAGAUAACAUUGGGUUGCUUUUUCAACUGCAUCAAAUUCUUGUUUUUUCAAUGUUUUUAAUUGUCCUAAUGCUAAUUUUUCUUUUUCUUUCUUAGAGACUGUUUCAUACCCUCUCAGCUUUUUCAGCACAACCAUUUCCAGGUGCAUAGAUGAACAACCUAUGCUAUCCUGGUUAGAUCUUGUUAGGCUGAUCUGAAAUGUCCUUUUUCAUGGCCUUGCCUUUGCUUCCUGUCUAGUAAGGACUUUUGCGAGAACAGGGGAAGUGAUCCUUAGCUCCUGGAGGGGAAGUUGAUGUAUACAAGGUUACUAGCUUAGGAAUCUUUGAUGGAGAGAGUAGGAUAUGCUGGUGGGACACUCUCCUGAACCCUCUGGUUUUUCAUUAGGCAUUUGUGGCAGUUUUGCAUGUUUCUUGCAUAGAAGAAGAGCAAGUGAGCACGGUUAUCUGUUGAGAUGAGAAAGGGGAGAGUUUUUAAGAUCUGCUUCUGAUCACCAGUUUCACGUUCCAUGUGUGGUUUCACAGGUACUUCAGCUCAUUUAAGUAUAGACUGCAACCCAUAGGAGGUUCUUGCCUUGUUGCUUGUGCGUCUGCAGGUGAGAAUCAGAGCUCCCUGACUUACAGACUGAUCAAGCUGAAGACAAACUGUUUUUCUCCUCGGGUGCUUAAAUGGUUUUGCAGGUGCAAGGGAAAUGGGGCUGGUGCUGGAAUGGGAUCUUAUCUGAGUUCAGGGUAAUCUGCAGUGUGACUGUCUAAGAGUGCAACAAUGUAGUUUUUUAUAUUAUCUAUUUUCUUGUAUAUAAAUAUAAUUUUAAACCACAUUUUUACAUAUACUUAAAAAUAAAAUAAAACAGUAGUGCCCAUGCUUCUCUCCUACUUCUGUGAAUCAUUGUCUGCCUCAUCAUCAGGUUGACAGCACUGGGCAUGUCCUUCUUAUAAAAAUAUUGUAGAAAGAAAAAUUAGAUGUGCUUUGAGAUCCCCUUUCUUGGCACAUUGUGCAAGUCAACUGACUUGGAAGUUAUUCUGUCUUGCAUUGCACGUAGUGAAAAGUCAAGGUUAGAGUAGCAAGCACUCAGAUGUCAAAAAAGUGUCCAGGCUGGAGUAGUACCUGUGCCCUUAAUCAGCUAAUUGCCCUUUUAAACAAGUGUUGUGAUUUCUUCUUAAUCAUGUAGUUGCGUGCUCUGCUCAUCCCAUCUGAGCUGCCUGGUUUGUUUCUUUCCUUUUCUCCCACAAAUAUGGAGCUUAUUCCUUUUGGGUACAAUGAUCCAGCUCUGAAAUGUGACCUUGUUGAGCUUGACUGGUGUGAGAUAAGGAGCCCUGUACAAGCUGGGGGCUGUUUGUUGACCAUCUGCUUACAGGGCACAGUCUCUUUGGUCCAGUGGAUCACCAAAUGUUUGUAAAAAGGUUUGAUCACUUUUCAGAUUUCAGUUUUCAGUUAGUUUCUCCAUGCCUAAAGGGUUUUGUGGAUCUGGUGAAUUCUGGCUGGCACGCUGGGUGUGGGGUGGCACUGACUGCUUUCCAUUUGGAUAAGAAAUGUAAGUGCUAAGUUUGAAUUACCCAAACCUCUAGAGGAGGUGUGUUUCUUCCAUCUGUGGUUGAAAUGGAGAUACCAAAGCCAUGGAAAAUCUUACAGGGGCCUUGAUUAUUGCAGUGUAACUCAGACACUUCACUUGCUGUCAGUAGAUUCCCCCAAUCCGUCCAUCAGGAAUUAGCUUGUAACAUGUUGGAGAUGUGAGCAUUUCAGUGGAGUGUUGAUGUGGAAUUUGUAGUCUCAGAAUUUAGUAUUGACAAAAAGCUGCAGCCUGAUUUGUUUACUCUAGUGUUUGACAGUGUCACAUUGUUAGUUUUGGUGCUGGGCAGGGUUUAGCAUUGAACUUGACUUGUAGAGUUUGUGUGUGACUCUCUGCUUGCUUGUUUAUAUGAUGUGACAUGCCUAGGAACGGCUCCUUUUAUUUCUGACCUCUCAGUCUUUGAGAGGGAAUGUAUCAAAAACAAGUCUAGUAAGUAGAGAGGGUCCCUAGUGAGCUCUGAAAUGGGUGAGCUUGAGAAGAGGAGCAAAAGAAAAGAAAAUGCGACAGAAUGCUCUGCUAGAGUCAUGUCAAGUAUUUGUGUUACGUGCUGUAAACUGAAGGAGCCCUUCAGCUAUGUGGAGGAGCACUAGCAGUCUCCCUCAUUUCUAUUCCUGAUGUGACAGGAAUGCAGAGCAGGAUGCUGGCCAGUGUUUAAUAUCAGGUUUGUUGCUGGUGUCGUAGGGGUGGUGGGGGGAGGAAGAGGAAGUGUGUGUGUGUGUGGCUGCUUAGUUUCUGUUUUGCAGGCAUCGCCUGUGCGCAGUGUUGUGCCAUUCUGAUGUGGCAGCAGCUGUUAUUUUUGGCUUUCCCAGUGUGCUGUUCGGGUAGAUGUGCUUCCUAAUAGAUGCAAUUCUCUUAAUCAGUGUGUUGGGCUGCCUGUACUUCCUGUAUAGUCCAUGCUGGUGUGAACCACUCUGCAGAUGGUACUGAGGUGCAAGUUCUUUGCCUUCAUUUAUUUCUACAGGCUCGUCUAUGCAUUUUGAGUGGCAUUAAUUGUGUGUAGGAGACAAGCUUCAUAAGCUUGCAUUUGUUUUGCAUCAGCCCUGUCAGUAUGUGGUGUCAUUAAUGUUUGAACCCCUUCUUUGGGAGUAAAGGAGCAAGCUUUGCUAUUACAGGUUGUCUCUCUAUGUGUGUAAUGUGUCCACAGUAGUUAAGAUGGGUGCAGUUGUUUUGUUAAAAAAUAACACAGAGAUAGCUGCCAUAAUUAUAUUAGUAGAAGAUCUGAGUCAACCAAAUCUGAUAAAAGCAGUGAAAGAGGUUAUGAUAUGGAUGUAUCUGUCCUGGUAGGACGUCACUACACGUGCUUGGGAGCUGCAGUAGAUAAGCUGUCUGAUUUAGCUUUUGUAGUUAGAAAGGUUAUCUCCUUCACCAGCUGUCCUGCUGCUUUGCCAAAUGCUACCUCCCUUGUGUUGGGGCAUACAACCAGGCCUGUUCAGCUGCUGGGGUUUAAUAUACUCUGCUUCAGCCUUUCUUCCCUAAUGCCCAUCCCUGCCUGGUGAGGAGCAGUCAUGGAUUCUGCUCUGCUCCACCCUUGUUGGGAAUUUUCAGCUGAGGGUAGCUGAGGCAACUGGGGACAGUGUGUCCCCUCGGCCCAGCUGGUAGGUUUGGUAAAGAGCAUCUGUCAGAGCACACAGGAAUGAGUGUGAGCAUUUGCAUCCUGAAAGGAGCUUGUGAAUUCAAGUCCCAUUCUCUAGGGAAGGUAUGCUCACAAAAAUUCUGAAUUGACAAGCAAGUAAAGAUCUAAAUAAAAGCUAAUUUAGGACUUGCUAACUCAUUUCCAUAUAUCAUUUUGCAGGCUGACUUGCUUUUGGGGUCCUGCUCCCUCUUGAUUGUGAGAAGUUGGCUCCAUAUUCCAGUGACUGCUCAGCCAAAGGAGCUUGGGUGACAUCUCCAAGAUCACUGCGAGGAAGCAAAUUGCCAGGACUUCCCCCCUGUGGCUGCCUGACUGCUGAGCUACCCCUCCCAGCCCAUGUGGCUCUCCCCAUGCUCCAAGAGUGCAACAAGUGCCCAACGCAAUGUGUGUUUGUCAAACCAUGGAAGUGGGCAAGUAUGGCAAGAAUGCCACUCGAUCUGGAGACCGGGGGGUCCUGCUGGAGCCUUUCAUUCACCAGGUGGGCGGGCACAGCAGCAUGAUGCGCUACGACGACCACACUGUCUGCAAGCCCCUCAUCACCAGGGAGCAGCGCUUCUAUGAAUCCCUGCCCCCAGAAAUGAAGGAGUUCACACCUGAGUACAAAGGUGUGGUAUCUGUCUGUUUUGAGGGAGACAGUGAUGGCUACAUUAACCUGGUGGCCUAUCCCUAUGUGGAGAACGAGGCUCUGGAGCAGGAUGAUCUACCAGAGAGGGACCAGCCACGGCGCAAGCACUCACGCCGGAGCCUUCACAGGUCAGGCAGUGGCACCGAGCACAAGGAGGAGAAGCCUGGCCUGGCCAGUGACAGCACUGAAAGCAUCCAGGAAAUGAAGAGUCCCAGGGUGGACUUGCACAUCCACUCAGAUGUUCCAUUUCAGAUGUUGGAUGGGAACAGUGGCCUGAGCUCUGAGAAGAUCAGCUACAACCCCUGGAGCCUGCGCUGCCACAAGCAGCAGCUGAGCCGCAUGCGCUCCGAGUCCAAGGACCGGAAGCUGUACAAGUUCCUGUUGCUGGAGAAUGUGGUGCAUCACUUCAAGCUUCCCUGCGUGCUUGAUCUGAAGAUGGGGACCAGACAGCACGGAGAUGAUGCCUCUGAGGAGAAGGCUGCUCGGCAGAUGAAGAAGUGUGAACAGAGCACUUCUGCCACCUUGGGUGUGCGCGUGUGUGGGAUGCAGGUCUAUCAGCUGGACACAGGGCAUUACUUAUGCAGGAAUAAAUACUAUGGGCGCGGCCUUUCCAUCGAAGGCUUCCGCAAUGCCCUCUACCAGUAUCUCCACAACGGCAUUGAGCUGCGCAAGGACCUCUUUGAGCCUGUCCUCGCCAAACUGCGCAGCCUGAAGGCGGUUUUGGAGAGACAGGCCUCCUACCGCUUCUACUCCAGCUCUCUGCUCAUCAUCUACGACGGGAAGGACAGCCGGGCGGGGAUGCUGGUGGAGCGCCGGCCGGAGGCGCGCCUGAAGCGGGUGGACGGCUCAGUCCCGGAGAGCCUCCAGGACGGCGGCAGCUCGGAGCCCGGCUCCUCGGCCCAGCCCAAGGUGGACGUGCGCAUGAUUGACUUUGCACACAGCACGUUCAAAGGCUUCCGCGACGACCCCACCGUGCACGACGGACCCGACAUGGGCUACGUGUUCGGGCUGGAAAGCCUCAUCAACAUCAUGGAACAGAUGCGUGAGGAAAACCAGUAGCCCUGGGCUGUGGCCUCUUAUUUUUGUCCUGGUGGCAGGAGCAAACAAGACCACCCACUACCACAGGAAAAACACAGACAAAUUUGGUUUUAAACAACUGUACUGCUCCAUUGUUUUUUAAAUGUACUUGGAUAGAAGAGCUGAGGUGAGGCAGGAUGGAAGAACUCCUCAUGCUGACCAGAUGGUUCUGACCACACUUGCUCUGCCUCCUGGAGGAGGCUGUGUAGAUGCCUGCUGGGUGUCAGGUGUUCCGGUUCUUCGCUCAUCACAUGUGCGUUCUGGAGGGAGGACCUGGACAUAGGGAAGAGAAAGCAGGAGAGCCCAGGGCUCCUGACCAGGCUGGAAGCUCUGGUGUGAGGAGCCUCCUGCCUCAGGAGCUUCCCCUUUGAAUUUCUCCUGAGUUAUUUGGAAAGGGCGCUCGCCUGAUGGUUGGCAGCGUCUGUGGGGCCACUGGUGAGAAGUCAGGUGCUGGUCCCUGUGUUCGGUGUCACUGGCUCUGCUCUGGGUUUUGCUGAUGGGGCUUUGCUUUUGAUGCUGCCUUUUUCUGAUGUUUGGGCACUGUGAGUAGCCACCCCAAACACGGAAAUGAAAUGACCAAAUGCAAUCCCUGGCGGAGCUGUGGCCUGGAGGAAAUGCCACACACGUGGAGCUGUGCUCGAGCCAGGAGUCUGCUCACUCCCUGAUGCCAUGGCAUGGGCAGGCACAGGGCUCUGCAGGAGUGGCUCUGCCCUGGACCAUUGACUUGCAAGCACUCAGCUCGUGGGCUAGCAAUAGUAUCUGUAGCAGUUAACAUGACCCCAGCUGUGCAGUGGGGCUUUUCGGACCAUUUCAACCCUUCCCCUCCUGUAAAGUACAGAUUCUAUCCCUCCAGCACAAAGCUGCCCUCUUCCCCUGGGGACCCUCUGCCCCCAGGCCGUGCUCUUCCAACAGGUCUGGGGGUGGUGGAAGGGGAGGUUGAGGCUUAGGGCUGAUCCCUGUCUCCUCCCUGAGGGUCUCCAGGGGCCAGGUGAGGGGUUGCCUAGCUGAGCAGUGAGUGCCACUGUCUUGACUGUUCAGUACCACUGCCUGACUGUUCAGCUUUGCUUCACAGAGUCAGUGUCUCCCAAAAUCAAUGUCCCCUAGCCUCCUUUGAUGAGGAAUUAACAUUUGAUACUGUGGCCUGGUGGUACCAGACUGAACCCUGCCUCCACCUCAGCUCCUGUUUCUGUGCUGAGGCCCUGGCUACUCCCUUCUGCUCUCACUGACUUAUUUCACGGCGUUACCAUUACCCUGUGUACCCACAAGGCCAGGGUUGGGUUUUUUUAAAAUUACUUCAGGAAAGCUCCUUUGGGGAAUACUCGCAUGUCGCAUGUGUGCCGACUCCAUGUGCGCAGAGGCCGCUCAGAAAGCACGGCUGCCACAGCAGGCACAGGUCUGUGGCACUGGUGUGGAAGGGGACAGGAGAGCUGCCCCCUUUCUCUGCCUGUCUCCCAGCUCCUCAAAGCUUGCCCAAGCCACUACUCCCCUCCCACCCACUGGACAAGGACCUUUAUCCAUGGCAUGCUGCCCUGCACCGGGUUACUUCAUUGCUUCUGUGGGUCCCUACCUUGCCAGGACUCGCAGAAUUUUCAGGGAGCAGGUUUGCAGGAGGCAGCGAGGCUGGGCGAGUGCUGGGGUGUAGGUACCCACAACAGCCGUAUUAUUCCCUGGCCCUGCCACAGCGUGGCCCAUCGCUGCCCACCUCUGCAUGUCCUUGUCUCCGCGGGCUGUGCUAGGGCGGGUCAGGCCGCACCUCUAGGAGAGCCCCUUGCUGUCCCCCCGCGCUCAUUCCUUCCCUUCCCCACCUCACUGGGCCGUGACUGAGGGGCCACGCUGCCGGUGCUCGGUGGGAGCCACCUCCCCUCUUCGGACCACCGCGGUGGGACUCCACAGCUUGUACAUAGCCUUGGCCCCGUUUGUUUUUACAUGAAUAACCACCCUGUUUGUGCUUCACUGAGAACCAAAAACCAUUAAAGGAUCUGUUUUUGUCCGCGG